AUGAAUUUUUGUAAAGUUAGCUAGCGCUAUAUAUAUUAUGUGCAUUAAUUAUGUAUAAAAAUCCAAAGUUAUUAAAAAUAUAUAAUUUUAAUUAAUAUAAAAAAUAUCUUUUGUCUAUCAAUAGCUUUAAACAUACAAAAUAAGUAUAGCAUACAAGCAAAAAAAAAGAAAAAUGAAUCAAUAAGAUAACGAAAAUAAAAUUAACUUCUCAGCCUAGAGUGUUCGUUAUAUUUGUGGAUAUUGUGGAGAAGAAGUUGUUUUAGAAGAUGCCUAGAGAACUAGAAUUAAAUGUUCUCGCUGCGCAAGAAAUAUUCUUUACAAAAAGAGACGUUCAGAUUAAAAAUUUUUCUAAUAUGA
Molecule: messenger RNA, 357 nt
Organism: Tetrahymena thermophila SB210
Lineage: Eukaryota; Ciliophora; Oligohymenophorea; Hymenostomatida; Tetrahymenidae
Exons: 2
Source: RefSeq, a predicted model, not a curated record